AUGUCGACCAACAACACCACAAUCGUAUCCGCACCGGGUAAAGUCCUUAUCGCAGGCGGUUACCUCGUCCUCGAUCGCGCAUUCUCAGGCCUAGUCAUUGCUACAGACGCUCGAUUUUAUACCCUGGUUCGAUCCAGCAACCAUGCGCGUGCCUCGCCCACUGCACCCUACAAGAUCACGGUUCGAUCUCCACAAUUCGAUAACGCGACAUGGAAUUAUUGCACCUCAUUCAACGGCACGGAUGCGCAGCUUACUGCAAGUGAAGAAGACGAGUCGAAGAACACGUUUGUAGAAUUAGCUCUGGUGUAUUCGUUGGCCAUCCUGGGCCAAUUGCUCCCCACUGAAAAGAUUGCCCAAAAGCUAGAGAGCGGACUGGAAGUCGUCAUUGCAGGAGACAACGACUUCUACUCUCAACGGAAAGAGCUUGAUGCAAGAGGACUGGUAUUGAACACGGAAUCAUUACAACAGAUCCCCCUCUUUUCAUCAACCCACACCACGCUCAGCAAAGUACACAAGACCGGACUCGGCUCCUCCGCCGCUCUGAUCACCUCGCUUGUAUCCGCCAUUUUCAUCCAUUUUGAAGCCUGCGACCUCAAAAACGGCCCCUCCUCAACCAGUACACAGUUGCUCCAUAAUGUCGCCCAGUUUGUGCACUGUUUAGCUCAAGGAAAAGUCGGAAGCGGAUUCGAUGUUUCAUCCGCUGUUUGGGGAAGUCAUACCUACCGCCGAUUCAGCCCCAAGAUCUUGCAGGAUGUGAUGAACCAAGGCGCCAAGGACAAUAUCCCUGCUCUCUUAAAGGUCCUGGAUCCAGAGCAGACAGCAUGGGAUAAUACUGUGAUUCCAUUCAGGCUGGCCCCAAGGCUCCAUCUCAUGUUGGCAGACAUUGAUGCAGGAAGCCAUACGCCCACCCUUGUUUCGAACGUGCUCAAGUGGCACAAGACAAAAUCGGAGGAGGCCAAUGCUCUGUGGACUAAGCUAGGCGCAGCAAAUGACAAUGUAGUGGAGCUGCUCAAGAGACUUGACCAGACUGCCAAGGCACAUCCUCAUGAAUACGAUGUUGCAAUUCAAAAAGUCAGCGCGAUUCCUGCCUCAGAAUGGCCCACGCUGGACGACAAGGAUGCCACCGUCGCGCUUUUGGUUCAGAUUCAUGCUGAAUUCUCGACAGUUCGCAACUAUUUGAGGGAGAUGAGUCGGCUGUCGAAAGUUCCUGUAGAACCGGAGGAACAGACACGUCUUCUAGACACCUGCUUGCAAGUACCUGGUGUUCUCAUGGCCGGUGUUCCAGGGGCUGGUGGAUUCGACGCGAUCUUUUGCAUUGUGUUGUCAGAAGAGUCUAGGAAGGGCGUCGAGUCUGUGUGGUCGAACUUUAAGGAGAUGAGCGUGGGUCCAUUGCUUUGCAAGGAGUCUGCAGAGGGUGGUCUGCUGCUGGAACUGAGCCAGGACCAUGGCAACAACAAGCCGAUCCGCAAUCAAAGUACCGUGGUCCAGCGUCUUCUUCAGCUUUAA
Gamsiella multidivaricata is the source of this 1506-nucleotide messenger RNA. RefSeq names its product phosphomevalonate kinase. NCBI's taxonomy places the organism in Eukaryota, Fungi, Mortierellomycota, Mortierellomycetes, Mortierellales, Mortierellaceae. Gene Ontology annotation, molecular function: phosphomevalonate kinase activity; ATP binding. Gene Ontology annotation, biological process: ergosterol biosynthetic process; isopentenyl diphosphate biosynthetic process, mevalonate pathway. Gene Ontology annotation, cellular component: peroxisome. The transcript is spliced from 5 exons. The record is from RefSeq and is a predicted model, not a curated record. The coding region runs from base 1 to 1506 and encodes 501 amino acids.